Messenger RNA from Mucor mucedo, 3698 nucleotides. RefSeq names its product citrate synthase-like protein. Gene Ontology annotation, cellular component: cytosol. Lineage: Eukaryota; Fungi; Mucoromycota; Mucoromycetes; Mucorales; Mucoraceae. Gene Ontology annotation, molecular function: ATP citrate synthase activity. Gene Ontology annotation, biological process: acetyl-CoA biosynthetic process; fatty acid biosynthetic process; tricarboxylic acid cycle. The record is from RefSeq and is a predicted model, not a curated record. Bases 59 to 3577 code for a protein of 1172 amino acids. The transcript has 2 exons.
UUUUUUUUUUAUAUAUUUUUAUAUCUUUUUCUUUAAUUCUUAUUAUUAAUAAUAAAUCAUGUCUGCUAAACCCAUUAGAGAAUAUGAUGGUAAGCUUUUAUUAGCCUACCAUCUUUUACGUGCACCUAUUGUCGGUCAAGAAGAUAGCGCUUCACUCUUUUCCCCUGCUGCUACCAAGUUGGCUCAUAUUAAUGUGGAUACUUCUCUUUUGGAGAACCGUGCUGCUUUUGAUGCCGCUUUAAAGCAACAACUUGAUAACCUUGAAAUCACGCAUCCUUGGUUACUCACUGACAAGUUGGUUGCUAAACCUGAUCAAUUGAUCAAGCGUAGAGGAAAGUAUGGUCUCUUGACUCUCAAUAAGGAUUGGGCUGAUGCUCGUAAGUGGAUUGAAGAGCGUGCAGGAAAAGAAAUCAAGAUUGAAAGAACGACUGGUGUUAUCAAGACUUUCCUUGUUGAACCUUUUGCUCCUCACCCUGACAACACUGAAUACUAUAUCUGUAUUAACUCUGUUCGUGAAGGUGAUUAUAUUCUUUUCACUCAUGAAGGUGGUAUUGAAGUAGGUGAUGUGGAUGCCAAGGCCUUAAAGAUGUUGAUUCCCGUCACAGGUGAAUUCCCUUCUUCUCAAUCCAUCAAGGAGACUCUCUUAAAGGACGUACCCGAGUUCAAGCGUGAUGUUCUUGUAGACUUUAUUCGUCGUCUCUAUGCUGUUUAUGUGGAUCUCCAUUUCACCUACCUUGAAAUCAACCCUUUGGUCGUCACAGACCCCGUAGAGGGUCAAACCCCUCAAGUCAUGUAUCUUGAUUUAGCAGCCAAGAUUGAUCAAACCGCUGAAUUCGAGGCUGGACCUAAAUGGGCUAUUGCUAGAGCCCCUCAAAAUAUUGGUCUCGUUCCUUCCUCUUCUGAUGCUCAAAAUGUGGAUGGAGGACCCCCUAUGGAUUUCCCCGCUCCUUUCGGUCGCGAAUUAACACGUGAAGAAGCUUAUAUUCAGGAAUUAGACGGAAAGACCGGUGCUUCACUCAAGUUAACUGUCUUGAACAAGGAUGGUCGUAUCUGGACCAUGGUUGCUGGUGGUGGUGCCUCUGUUGUUUACUCUGAUGCUAUUGCUGCUUUGGGUCAUGCUGAUCAACUUGCCAACUAUGGUGAAUACUCUGGUGCCCCUACCGAGACUCAAACCUAUGAAUAUGCAAAGACCAUCUUGGAUUUAAUGACCCGUGGUGACGUCAACCCUCAAGGUAAGCUCUUAUUCAUCGGUGGUGGUAUUGCCAAUUUCACCAAUGUGGCUACUACUUUCAAGGGUAUCAUUCGUGCCUUGACCGAGUUUAAGCAAGCUUUGAUCAAUCACAAGGUUAAAAUCUUUAUCCGUCGUGGUGGUCCCAAUUACCAAGAAGGUCUUCGUGCCAUGCGUCAAUUAGGUGAAACCCUCGGUGUUCAAAUUCACGUGUUUGGUCCCGAAACUCAUAUCACCGAAAUUGUCCCCUUGGCUCUCGAGGGUAAGUCAACUACCCUUCAAACUUCUACUACUACUUCUUCCGGUAAUUUGUUCCAAGAUCAAAUCUUUGGCUCGGAUACUCCCUCCGGUGCAAACACCCCUAAACUUGUGAUUGCUGAGGACAACGAAACCCCUAGUAACCCUAAUGAACGUAUGACUUAUUUCGAGAGCGGUCAAGAAGAGUCUGCCGAAUGGUAUCGUCCUUUCACCUCCAAGACUCGUGCCUUUGUCUAUGGUAUGCAACCUCGUGCUGUACAAGGUAUGCUUGAUUUUGAUUUCAUGUGUAAGCGUACCACUCCCUCUGUCGCUGCUAUGGUUUAUCCCUUUGGUGGAUCUCACGUUCAAAAGUUUUAUUGGGGUACCAAGGAAACUUUAAUCCCCGUUUUCACUUCAUUAAAGGAAGCCGUUGAAAAGUUCCCUGAAGUGGAUGUCAUUGUGAACUUUGCCUCUUGUCGUUCCGUCUUUGACUCGACUCGUGAAAUCUUUACUUAUUCACAUCAAAUCAAGACCGUGGCUAUCAUUGCUGAAGGUGUCCCCGAACGUCGUGCACGUCAAUUAUUACAUGAAGCUGAAGCACGUCACGUCCUUGUCAUUGGUCCUGCUACCGUUGGUGGUAUUAAGCCUGGAUGUUUCAAGAUUGGUAAUACAGGUGGUAUGAUGGAUAACAUUGUUUCCUCCAAGUUGUAUCGUGCUGGUUCUGUAGGUUAUGUCUCCAAAUCUGGUGGUAUGUCCAACGAAUUAAACAACAUUGUCUCUCGUGCUACCGAUGGUGUCUAUGAAGGUGUGGCGAUUGGUGGUGAUCGUUACCCCGGUUCUACUUUUAUUGAUCAUUUAUUACGUUAUGAAGAAGACCCUAACUGUAAGAUGCUUGUGCUUUUAGGUGAAGUCGGUGGUAUUGAGGAAUACCGUGUGAUUGAAGCCGUCCAAACCGGUGUCAUCAAAAAGCCCAUUGUUGCUUGGUGUAUCGGUACUUGUGCCAAGAUGUUCACUACCGAUGUUCAAUUCGGUCAUGCUGGCUCCAUGGCUAACUCUGAUUUAGAAACCGCUGAUGCCAAGAACAAGGCAAUGCGUGCUGCUGGUAUUGUUGUCCCAGAGACCUUUGAACAAAUGCCCUUGGCUUUGGCUGAGACCUACAACAAGCUUGUCAAGGAAGGUGUGAUCCAUCCUAGAGCUGAACCCGAGAUCCCCAAGAUCCCCAUCGAUUACUCUUGGGCUCAAGAACUUGGUUUGGUUCGUAAGCCUGCUAGUUUUGUCUCUACCAUUGUCGAUGACAGAGGUCAAGAGUUAUUGUAUGCUGGUAUGAGAAUUACUGACGUCUUUAAAGAUGAUGUCGGUAUCGGUGGUGUUCUUUCUCUUUUAUGGUUCAAGCGUAGACUCCCCGAUUAUGCUUGUAAGUUCAUUGAGAUGGUCUUGAUGUUGACUGCUGAUCAUGGACCUGCUGUCUCUGGUGCCAUGAACACGAUCAUCACGACCCGUGCUGGUAAGGAUUUAAUCUCCUCUCUUGUCUCUGGUCUUUUAACCAUUGGUGAAAGAUUUGGUGGUGCUUUGGAUGGUGCUGCUGGUAACUUUACCAAGGCUUAUGACAGUGGAUUAACCCCUCGUGAGUUUGUUACUUCGAUGCGUAAGGCUAAUAAAUUGAUUCCGGGUAUUGGUCACAAGAUCAAGUCGCGUACCAACCCUGAUAUGCGUGUCGAAUUAGUCAAGGAAUACGUCAAGAAGAAUUUCCCUCAAACCCCCAUUCUUGAUUACGCUCUCAAGGUAGAAGAGAUUACGACCAGCAAGAAGGAUAACUUGAUUUUAAAUGUGGAUGGUUGUAUUGCUGUUUCCUUUGUGGAUCUUUUACGUGGAUCGGGUGCAUUUACAGAAGAUGAGGCAGAGGAAUAUAUGCGUAUUGGUACCUUGAAUGGUCUCUUUGUGCUUGGUCGUUCUCUUGGUUUCAUUGGUCAUCAUUUGGAUCAAAAGAGAUUGAAACAAGGACUUUAUAGACAUCCUUGGGAUGAUAUCUCUUAUCUUUUACCUUCUUUAGAUCCUGAAACUUUAGAUCCUCGUCGUGUUAAUGCUCGUGUCAAUGUUCAACCCAAACAAUAAGUUCCUUUCCCCCCCCAUAACAACAACAACAACAAAAAAAUUGUAAAAAUUACCACCACCCACACCCCACUACAUUAUUCAUUAUCUUUUUUCUUUAAAAAAAUAAAAUAUUCUUAAUCAG